UGCGCCAGGGCUAUUCCAUAUGAAGUCUGUUGGACAGCGUUUUUCCUUGUGAUAAUAGUAGGUGUCGCUGUUCACCGUGUUCCAGACUGUAGCCCUGGCUGGCCCAAAUACCAUGUGACUAGCUGGGAGGUAGAAACUGAAAGGCCAUUUUCAAAUCUCAUUGGUUUACUUGUCAUGUGGCUGUGCAGAGGCAUCCACAAUUACAUUGAGAAUGUUUUCCUAGAGAUGUCAGCCUACAAAGGACACAAUCCUUCUUCUUCAAAUUCCUCCCCAAAAUGUCCUUUCCAAACAGCUCUCCUGCUGCAAAUACCUUUUUAGUGGAUUCUUUGAUCAGUGCCUGUAGAAGUGACAGUUUCUAUUCUAACAACGCCAGCAUGUACAUGCAACCUAGCACAGACAUUGGGACUUAUGGGAUGCAAACUUGUGGACUUUUACCCUCCCUGGCUAAAAGAGAAGUCAAUCACCAAAAUAUGGGUAUGAAUGUACAUCCCUAUAUACCUCAAGUAGACUCCUGGACAGAUCCUAACAGAUCUUGUCGUAUAGAACAACCUGUUACACAGCAGAUCCCUACUUGCUCCUUUCCUACAAAUAUUAAGGAGGAGACCAAUUGCUGUAUGUAUUCUGAUAAGAGAUCAAAAGUCAUUUCAGCAGAGGUCCCCUCAUACCAGAGGCUGGUAUCUGACAACUGCCCUGUUGAUAACUCAGAAGUCCCUGUCCCAGGAUAUUUUAGAUUGAGCCAGACUUACGCCAGUGGGAAGCCUCAAGAGUAUAGUAACAACCAAGAUUCCAGUUCAUCUUUAAUGUUGCAACUAAACCCUCGCGGCUCAUCCAAACAGCAGAUAUCUUCUCAACUUCAGAUGGAUAAGAAAAUGAAUGACAAUGCCACCAGCCAAGACUCUGCUAAAGUGUCUCCAGUACAAAGCCCUGAGUCCAAAUCCACAUUACAGGAGGAGAGGAGCUGCAUGGCUGAUGUGUCUGUGUCUAGCCCAGAAAUACAAGAAAAAGAGACUAAAGAAGAAAUCAAGUCUGAUACCCCAACAAGCAAUUGGUUAACAGCAAAGAGUGGGAGAAAGAAGAGGUGCCCUUAUACCAAGCAUCAGACAUUGGAGUUAGAAAAAGAGUUCUUGUUUAAUAUGUAUCUGACGCGAGAGCGCCGCCUAGAGAUCAGUAAGAGUGUGAACCUCACUGACCGCCAGGUCAAGAUCUGGUUUCAAAAUCGGAGAAUGAAGCUAAAGAAAAUGAGCAGGGAGAAUCGAAUCCGCGAAUUAACCGCGAAUCUGACUUUUUCUUAAGACUACACAAAAAAAUUUAAAUAAAAAAAAUAAAUAAAAAACAUAAAACGUUUGACAAAGCAUCAGCCAUUGCUAAAAGCAGGAGAGACUUUGAAACCAUUUCACAACCAUGUCUGUGAUCCUGAAUGUGAUUAUUUCUCAUUUUUUUAGUGCUGCAAGUCUCUAUAUUGUUCGUCCAUGGGUAUAUAUAUAUAUAUAAAAAAAAAUAAAAAAAAUGAACACUAGCACAUGUAAUUUAUUUUUAUUAUUGUUCUUUUUUUGUUGUAUUUUUUUAUCACCGUAUGGCAGGGUAAAUAUGAUGAAAGUUUAUCAUUCGGUCUUAACUUAUUCAACAUA
Pelobates fuscus (common spadefoot toad) is the source of this 1628-nucleotide messenger RNA. It is a transcript of the gene HOXD10, whose product is annotated as homeobox D10. Gene Ontology annotation, cellular component: nucleus. The coding region runs from base 276 to 1292 and encodes 338 amino acids. The transcript has 2 exons. The record is from RefSeq and is a predicted model, not a curated record. Gene Ontology annotation, biological process: regulation of transcription by RNA polymerase II. Gene Ontology annotation, molecular function: RNA polymerase II cis-regulatory region sequence-specific DNA binding; DNA-binding transcription factor activity, RNA polymerase II-specific. NCBI's taxonomy places the organism in Eukaryota, Metazoa, Chordata, Amphibia, Anura, Pelobatidae.